AUGCCAGACUCACCUGACCCCGAAAAAUGGAAGCUAACAGAUAGUGUUUAUGCAAAGAAAUCCACGUCGAACGUAAAUAAAUAUUGGCGAGUCGGUCUUAUCCUACUGCAUAUCUGUCUGAUGUUGGAAGCUGCCUUCAUCCUGGCGCUUGGAACGAACCUAAAAUUUGGACCCACCUCCGGCAUUGUACGCAUGUUCAUUGCAAUGUUCCUUCCCAAUGCCCCGACAGUUACCGUGGAACUUAUAAUUGGCGUCCUCGUAGUCAGUAAUCCCGAAAUUAUCGCCAUUGGUGUCGUCCUCAUGAUUGUCUUCGCGAUUGGAGUGAUUGUCUCAUGUUUUGGUAAUAAGAAAGCUCUGAAAAUUUAUGCAUUCCUACUAGGUAUUCUUAUCCUUGGACUGAUCAUAGCCACUGCCAUCACGUUUGGAAAGCAAAAUUAUCUGUCGGACAAGGCCCUUUUGUACAUGAGUGAAAAUCUGGAAACGUAUAAAAAUAACUACCAUGAUAAAAAUCAGCUGGCUGUCGCCACCUGGAGUACUGUGAUGAGGGAAGGAAGUCACUACUGUUGUGGACUUGCGGGAUAUAAGGACUUUAAAGGUUGUACUAGAAUGCCGGCCCCGUGUUGCUCUGUGGAUAACCAGGAGGCAGUAGAAUCCUGCAAGUACACGACUGCAGCCGCAAUGAAGCCUCUCGUACCGGGUUGUGUGGAAAAGAUCAUAUUUUACGUUAAUCUCAGCGAACCCUCUCUCGCCGUUGCACCUGUCUCGUUUAUAGUUCCUCCGCUUAUUGUCCUAAUCGUUGUCAUCUGCGCAGCCUUAUGUUAA
Dibothriocephalus latus is the source of this 822-nucleotide messenger RNA. The record is from the annotation of a GenBank genome assembly. NCBI's taxonomy places the organism in Eukaryota, Metazoa, Platyhelminthes, Cestoda, Diphyllobothriidea, Diphyllobothriidae.